AUGAUUAGCAUUGAUAGCUUUGACCACUUCAACUUGAUAAUUGAUUUAUUAACUGUUGUAGUCGAAUAUAGAGUAAAAUACAGUGGAACUUUGAAAAGCCGAUGGCUCAAGUUUUAUCGGAAUAUCGAGGCCAUCGGUUUAUCGAACUGUCUAUUGACAUCAGGUUCAUUUGCCACAAAAGUUGCCAGCACUCACUCCUAA
Messenger RNA from Clunio marinus, 201 nucleotides. NCBI's taxonomy places the organism in Eukaryota, Metazoa, Arthropoda, Insecta, Diptera, Chironomidae. The record is from the annotation of a GenBank genome assembly.